CGCACGCAUAAUUUGUUAUAAAAUACCCAGCUAGGCCGAGAUUAUUUAUUCGGGGCUGUCUUUUACUGCGGAGUGCAUCAAAAUCGAAGCAAAGAAUAUCCGAUCAAUUUCCUACCCAUCUCCUUUCAUCAAGAACAGGUUUACACUCUCCUGUCAAAAUGGCUCAACGAUUGACUGAAGCCCAGCGUGAAGAAAUAGAGGCAGCCUUCAAGCUGUUCGACAAAAACAAUGACGGGCAUAUCUCGGUGGAAGAGUUAGGCGAAGCCAUGAAGCAAGCUGGACAGGAGAUGUCAGUCGAGGAAAUUAAAGACAUGAUCAAAGCAGUGGAUCGCAAUGGCAAUGGUAAAGUAGAAUAUAGUGAGUUUGAGGACAUGAUGGCCAGCCAAAUUGGAGAACCGAUGACUGGUGACGACCUCAAGUAUUACUUCAAGAAGUUUGACACAAAUGGAGAUGGCUUCAUAACAAGUGACGAGCUGGGACUGGUGAUGAAAACGUUUGGCGGCAAAACCUACUCAAAGAAAGAAAUCGAUGACAUGAUCAAGGAGGCUGAUACGGAUAGCGAUGGAAAAGUCAGUUAUGCAGAAUUUGUUGUCAUGGUUACACAGAAAGGGCAAUGAUGCAAAGUGAUGACAAUGGAAGUGGUUCGCUUUACUUUAAGUGGUGGGCUUCAAGAGGAUUGCCUUUGUCACACUGCUGUUUAACAGAUUCACGUUUCUUGAGCUGGCACAAGUAGUGUGGUAUACUAAACGAACGACAGGGAAUUUGUGUGUUCUGUCGAUAGAGACUGAACUCUAGAAGCAUAAGAAUAUGUGUAGCUAUAUUUACUAGGUGAUACUGAGGGAUUAAACUUUUGUCUUUCUCCAAAA
This is a messenger RNA of Pocillopora verrucosa, 866 nucleotides long. Its product is annotated as calmodulin-like. Gene Ontology annotation, molecular function: calcium ion binding; enzyme regulator activity. The record is from RefSeq and is a predicted model, not a curated record. NCBI's taxonomy places the organism in Eukaryota, Metazoa, Cnidaria, Anthozoa, Scleractinia, Pocilloporidae.